This is a messenger RNA of Oreochromis niloticus (Nile tilapia), 4434 nucleotides long. RefSeq names its product immunoglobulin superfamily member 10. Bases 255 to 4412 code for a protein of 1385 amino acids. The transcript is spliced from 10 exons. Gene Ontology annotation, biological process: axonogenesis; positive regulation of synapse assembly. NCBI's taxonomy places the organism in Eukaryota, Metazoa, Chordata, Actinopteri, Cichliformes, Cichlidae. The record is from RefSeq and is a predicted model, not a curated record. Gene Ontology annotation, molecular function: protein binding.
AGGCUGGCACGACUAAAGCCUUCACUCUGCAGUAUGUGUGUUGGCUUGUCAGUCGUUUUGCGUUGGAAUUUCUGGAGGCUCUCCCAUCAGACCGCACUUCCCACAACCGACUAAUGAUUAAUAGAAAAUCUGCAUCGUUCUGCAACAGGAGCCUGCUCAUCUCCUUUCUGUGGCCUCUGUGUUGGUCUCCCAGUUCAGCCGAUGUGGACACCCAGGUGUGUUCAUGACGUGAUCAGUCAAACAGCCAUCCAGUCAUGGCGCUGUGGUGGUGUGCCAAGGUCGCCCGCAGCCUGCCUACAGCGUGGUUCUCCCUGCUCCUUUCAUCACUGCUGUGGCAAAUGAUCAUUCCUGUCCACACCGUCCCAUCCUGCCCCCAGAGCUGCAGCUGUCCAGGUGUCAGAGAGGUCCACUGUACGUUCAGACACCUCACCAGCAUACCAAAAACUCUUCCUAAGGACACAGAGCGGCUGAACCUGGGAUAUAACAGCCUGACGGAGGUGGAGGGGUCUGAAUUCAGGUCACUGCGGCAGCUAGAAAUGCUCAUGUUGCAUGGCAACGACAUUAACACGGUUCAUCCUGGAGCUUUUUACAGCCUGAGAUCACUACAGAUCUUGAAGCUGAGUUACAACAAGCUAAGGUCAAUAAAUCCUGGUUUGUUCGAGGGUCUUGUCGGUUUGAUUCGUCUCCAUCUGGACCACAACCUUAUAGACUUUAUAGAGCCAUACUCCUUUUCUGGCCUGACCUCCCUAAAACUCCUGCAGCUGGAGGGGAACCUUCUCAAAGAGCUCCACCCGCAUACCUUCAUAACAGUGUCAGUACUAGGACACUUUUGGACCUCAGGACUCAAACACUUACACCUAUCAGACAAUCUGUUGGAGCAGUUACCUGCCAGAGCUCUGCAGACAGCUUCCAGGCUUGAGCUCCUCUCGUUACAUGGUAAUCCUUGGACCUGCGACUGUCAGCUCCACUGGUUGAUGGAAUGGAGCUCCACACAUGAAGGAGUAAUAAAGUGUAAGAAGGAACGUGGAUCCAAAGACCUAUGCCCACAGUGUUCCUCACCUCAGCACCUGAAUGGGACCCUUUUUCUCGGGUUAACUUCAGACAAGCUUACAUGUGAACGACCAGCUCUUCGUUCCCCUCUCAAAAAGUGGGACAAUCCAGUGUGGGCUGAAUCAGAAGCAGAGCCUGACGCUCCAUACACUCAGGACUUUGAAAAACCUUUAGGUCAUUUGACCAUUGUUCUCUCAGAUAGCCAUGGAAACAGUGCUCAUGUGGCAUGUGAUGUUCGCCAUCCUGGAGACAGUUCACCUAUGACGUGGACGGCAAAUCCGCGUUCACCUCGGGACUUAUCUGUCAAUGUAUCACUGGUGACUGCUAUUGAAUGCGAGAUUGAUCGAGAGAAACUGCAAAAUCUGUGGCAACUGGUUGCGUAUUACUACGAAAGCCCUGCGAUUUUGGAGAGAGGUCAUCAGAGGGGAAAUGCAAGUAGAGUAACCUAUCAGUACACACAAGCUGUGAAUGAGAACUCGCCAUAUUUCACAGAACUAAAAGGGUAUUUGGUAGCAGAACCUUCAUGGCUGCUUCAACCCAGAGUCACUUUGAGGCUUAAUAGAAAGCAGACAACGACCAAGAAACUGGUGAUGGAUUUCACUACUUUAAUUACAAAGAACAUCAACAUCCACAGGGUUGAAGAUGACUUUGCGUCUUCCUGGGCUCUAAUUCGCAGAGGGACAGCAGGACGCGUUCAGACUGCUCUUGAAGGAUCAAAGGUUAACUUAGAGUGCAGCGUCCUUACAUCUGAUCCACAGGUGAAAAUGGAGUGGAUGCUUCCAGAUUUGUCCAUUGUGGAGGAUGUAACUGAUAAAAUACACAUCUCUGAAAAUGGGCAGCUUGUGAUUUUGAAUGCCACACUGUCUGACUCCGGUGUCUACCACUGUAUUGUCAGAACCAAAGCCGGUGUGGACUUGAUGCCCUUGAGACUAACCAUCAAAGAGCGCUCACUGAGUCCAACAGCUUUCAAUGGUGAGAAAAUUACAGUUGAGAGAGGGAACACUUUCUCUCUUCCUUGUGAGGUGACCUCGGCUCAUCCCAGUCACACUAUAUGGUAUCUACCCAGAAAUCAAGUUCUUCUCCCCACACAACAGACAAGAAGAGCAGAAGUGAUGGAGAAUGGGACGUUGGUUGUAAGAAGACUGACACUAGAAGAUGCAGGGGAAUAUAGCUGCUUGGCCUCCAAUCUGUAUGGAGCUGACAUGCUGACUCACAUAGUGGAAGUCAGGGGAGAAAAGGCUUCUGAAAGGACUAAAGUACAAACUGAGAAAGAGCAUCCUAUUUUGACAGUUGCUUUGGAAGGAGGAGAAGGCUCAGGGGGAGAUUUUCAAGAAAUUGUGCAUCCUUUUUCUACACAACUCCCUGAGAAGGUAGGAUCGAGGCAAAGAAAUCCUAACGGUUUUUUGAAAAGGAUACGAAUGAAAGAUUCAAAGAGAAAACCUAAUAAAUCCAUUAAGGAGUUGGAUCCAAAUCGUUGGGCAGAGAUACUGGCAAAAGCUAAUGCGAAACCAAGUGGUGCUCUGCCCACUGAGCAGACACUUGAGGAGCCAAGCACGGUAAUCAUCCAACCAAGUACAGCCACACCUACAACUGCAGUUGCAACUAUGGUUAAUACUGCUGCUUACAACUUACAUCACACCACCACACCUCCUGAUACCAGGAUAGAAUUGACAGAUUUUCCUAUCAAUGCGAAACUUUAUCCUGAGGUACAUUCAAACACAGGCCAAAAGGAGGAUGAGAAAAAACACUCUGAAACAUUAGAAAGUCAGAUUCUUCAGACUGCUUCUCCCAGGACUACAGUUCCUUCUGGAAUUCAUCAGCCAGUCGAACAGUCAGAAAAUAAGCACUUAGGAGAGGGAGGAAGAAACGCUGACUUUGUUUCUGCUGGUUCAAACAGAAGAAGGCGCCCUUACAGACGUAGAAAACCCCCAGUGAGAAGAAUCCACCCACAUCUUAACCCCCUCUACCAUUCAUCAAACAAACCCCAAACAACUCUUCCCCCAACAACAACCACCACUCCAAUGACAACACCGCCCAUUACAACAACUACUACUACAACUACCACUACUACAACUACCACUACUACUUCUACAACAACUGUUCCAAGCACAGUGGAAAACUAUGAAACCUUAUCUGCUGAGUAUCAGACAGAGGGAGAUGAGUACUAUGAUGAAUAUAAUUACAAAACUGGUGACAGUUUGGAUGCUAAGGAAGAUUUAAAUAGUGAAACCCUUAUUACAGCUCAGGAGCUUGGCAUUAGCGUUACCCCCUUUCCAUCAGUUAAGGAAACUAAUCCCCACGUAGGUCAUUUGCCAGGUAGAAACCAUUUACCUAAUCCAAAGACAAUCGUCACUCCUAAAUUAGAUAAUCCAGCUAUACGGCCUGUUGAAGAAAAGACGAAGGAUGUUGUACACUUAAAGGAACCUGAGAUAAAUAAAGUAGAGAUGACUCAAGGAAAUGGCAUCAACAAUAAAAACCUGCUUCCAAAAGCACCAGAGGAGCAAGAGAAAUAUCAAAUAGAGACAGAAGGGAGAAAGAAAGACACAGAAAAGUUGGUUACAGAGAGCUACAAUACACGAGAUAUCUUUAGGUCAACAACACAACCGAGAUUUUACACUCGACCUUCGCCAGAGAAAAAAACACUAACGCAUGCAAAAACUUCAUCCUCCAACAUCUUUACAUCACAUUCAGCAAGAGGUGGAAACAGAGAUGAAGACACACCAAGAGAAGACAAAUGGAUACACAAACCAACUGUAAAGCCUCAAAUGAGCAAUUUCCCCGUAAUGGAGCCCCUUCACCCCUGGCUUCAUCAAACCAACCAGGGAAGAGGACAAACUACCACCCAGAGGGUUACAUAUGGAAACCAAGACAGAAACACAGGAAGGCACACUAAUGUGAAUCCAGGCAGGCAUUUCCAGCCUCCCAGAGUCCCUCCAACCUCUACCUGGUCUUUACACCAUCAUCGUCAUCAUCAUUAUCCCCUGUACCCUUCCUGGCCAGGACAAAGCUCUUUACCACAUCCAAGACAAGGGUCACACCCUGCAGCUCUCCCACACCCAUGGGCUCAUGGCUCAUUUGUCACCAACAGACCAGAAAUUACAGCUGAAACAGUCAAACCCACGCCCACUGUUUCAGGAGCAGGGAAUAUCAGACUGACUUACUCAAACACCCACCUAUCCCAACAUCAUCGUCAGAAUCAUCAUGUGGAUGGCAUGACCCAAACAAAAGACCUACUGUUUCUAACAAGGCUGAGGAACAGAUACAGACAGGCACAGCUUGAUCGCAUUGCUCAGCUGGGGAGAAUGGUUACACCCAAACCACGCCCUAGUUACUACAAUACUCCACCCCCCCUUACUGCCUAAACCCAACCUUCCAUCCCAACAU